This is a messenger RNA of Leguminivora glycinivorella, 1759 nucleotides long. Its product is annotated as L-threonine ammonia-lyase-like. Lineage: Eukaryota; Metazoa; Arthropoda; Insecta; Lepidoptera; Tortricidae. Gene Ontology annotation, molecular function: threonine deaminase activity; L-serine ammonia-lyase activity. The coding region runs from base 29 to 1300 and encodes 423 amino acids. The transcript has 10 exons. Gene Ontology annotation, biological process: L-serine catabolic process; L-threonine catabolic process. The record is from RefSeq and is a predicted model, not a curated record.
GUUAAAUUAAAACAGCAGAACAUACACAAUGGAGGAGUAUGAAAAAAUGGAACAACCACAUGUUUUAAAUUUCAAUGACAUAAAACAGGCAAUAGAGAACAUAGAAGGGAGUGUAAUACAUACCCCACUGUGUGAGGCAAAAAUAAGUAAAUACAUGGAUUACAAUCUUUACCUCAAAUGCGAAAAUCUGCAAUAUACAGGAAGUGUGGCAGAGCGUGGUGUCCGCAACGCCUUCUGUUGUUCAGAGUUCGCGGCCAAACGAGGAGUGGUCGUCCCUUCGAGCGGCAGCAUGGCUCUGGCAGCCGCCUACCACGGCAGGGCACUCGGUGUUCCGGUAAUGGUGAUACUCCCCGAGCGCACGCCGCCGGCGCUCGUGCAUCGCUGCUCGGAGCUCGGUGCGGACGUGGUCUUGUUCGGAGAAAAUGUCCAAGAGGCGACCGACUACGCACAAAAAGUUGCUGACGACAGCCAUCGGAUAAUAUUGAGAUCAGACGACCCCGAAGUGAUGGCAGGCCUAGGCACUGUGGGCGUGGAGAUAGUGACGCAGCUCCCGGAGCUGGACGCGGUGAUCGUGCCCGCGGCGAGCGGCGGGCUCCUCGCGGCCGUGCUCGUCGCUUGCAAGAAGCUAAAGUGCUCCUGUCUUGUUUACGGAGCGGAAUGCGCUAAAGUUCCGAAGAUGAUGAAGGCGCUACAGGCCGGGACCCCAGUGAAUGUGCCGGUCGUGCCCAACCUGGCUGAUGGGCUUAACGCUUCUUCUGCGGGCUCUAACGCCUUUGCCACUAUCAAGGGCAAACUGGAUAGAAUGCUGGUAGUGGAAGAAUCGUUCAUCGCUCAGGCCAUGGUGAGCGUGCUGGAGCGCGAGCGGCUGGUGGCGGACGGCGCGGGGGUCUGCGCCGUGGCCGCCGUCAUGCAGGGGCUCGUACCCGAGCUGAGAGGGAAACGGGCUGUGUGCGUGAUAAGUGGCGGCAACAUAGACUGCGGGCGCCUCUCGCGCAGCAUACAGCGCGGCCUGGGCGCGAGCGGUAGACUCCUUCGCUUUUCCAUCCCCGUGGCUGACCACCGCAACGGGCUGGCGCACCUCGCUAAGGUGGUGUCCGAGCAGAACGUUGUGCUGAAGAGCAUGGUCACUGAUCAGAUGCCUGUGCAUUGUGAUGUUGGUACUACUUGGGCCAAUGUGGUGGUCGAGACGGGAAGUGACGAGCAGGCGGCAAUUUUCAAGGACCAGCUCAGGGACGUGUACCCGCGAGCGAGGUUUACCAUUAGCGACCUAGACGACAAACACAAACGUUCGUGUCGGUAGUUAGUCUUUCAAACUACACAUUACGACCUUCUCAAGUAUAAGGUCCAACACUGUCGCUUACCUGAAGGACAAAGUUUGGUCGGAUCUUUAUACAUUAUUAGUCCUUGGGAAUUGUAUGGUAGGUACCUUUGCUUGAGAUCGGCACACAAAUUUGCAUUUUAACCCUUUUCCAGACUACGAUCGGUUUACUGAGCAUAACAUACACGCAACUCGAGCAAGUAUAAUUUUAUUGAAACUUUAUCAUGUCAAUACUAAUUAAGGUUUGAAAUUAGAUUGUAUUUUCGGGAAAUGUUACUCUUCUACAAAUGAAGCAACAAAAUGGGUUAAUUGGAAUAUAACUUUUUUUGUUAUGUAGUUUGGUGCAGCCUGGAAAAAGGUUAUCUUAUUAUUUAAUCUCUAUUAGAUUUUUUUUGUGAGAGUUUAUUUAUCAUAUUCGUAACUAAAUUUUUCUACUGUGGU